AUGGGAAACUGCUGCUAAAAAAGAAAAGAUAAACCACAAUAAAAUGAGUUGGUUAUCCAAAAAAAUGUAAAAGAUAUAGAAAUUAUUAUUUUAAAAGGUAAUAUUUGCAAUGAAAACAUAGACUGUAUUGUGAAUUGGGUGGAUUGCUUUUUAAUGAAUGAACGAACUUAUAUUUUAAAAUAAGCCCUCAACGAUAAGCUAAAAAAGGAGCUGGAUAGCGUUAAACAUUCUAAAGGGAUACUAACACUGAAUGAUUGCUUUAUUACUAGCCCUGGAAAGCUCCAAAAUACAAAAAAAAUAAUACAUUCUACUCUGCCUUUGUGGAGAGGAGGCCAUGAAAAAGAACUUUAGUAUUUUGAAGAGUCUAUAACAUAAUGUAUUUAGCUAGCAAUCAAUUAAAACAUGUCUAGCAUUGGUUUCACAUAAGAUAGUAGUGAUAUAUUUGGAAUUCCCCUUUAGGAUUGUGCUGAAAUUCUUAUUUAGUCUUUUUACCGUUUUGCUACAUUUAAAGAUACUUCUAUAAAAAGAGUUUACUUUAUACACUAAGAUUCAUCUGCAAUACAAGUUUAUAAAAAUAAGUUACUAAAAGUUAUAGGGGAGCCUGUGGAAGACAUAAAAUCAGUUUAUAGUGAUAAGCUUAAAGAAUUUUACUUUUCAAAUUACUCAGAGGGUUGCGAUGAAGAAACUAGGAAAAGUAAUGGAAGAAUGGAGGAUUUUGAUGAUUUGGAAGCAAAUAAUAGUUCUCAUAACUUGGUUUGCAAAUGA
Tetrahymena thermophila SB210 is the source of this 765-nucleotide messenger RNA. Its product is annotated as appr-1-P processing enzyme family protein. The record is from RefSeq and is a predicted model, not a curated record. The transcript is spliced from 2 exons. NCBI's taxonomy places the organism in Eukaryota, Ciliophora, Oligohymenophorea, Hymenostomatida, Tetrahymenidae.